Messenger RNA from Lasiosphaeria miniovina, 4227 nucleotides. RefSeq lists its product as uncharacterized. Lineage: Eukaryota; Fungi; Ascomycota; Sordariomycetes; Sordariales; Lasiosphaeriaceae. The record is from RefSeq and is a predicted model, not a curated record. The coding region runs from base 1 to 4227 and encodes 1408 amino acids. The transcript has 4 exons.
AUGCCCGAGGUGUACCGCGAGUCCCGGUCCUACCGGGAGCGCGACACGUCGCCCUCAAGUGACGAGGGCUACAAGAAGACCACAGUGCGCCGCUACAAGGUCGGCGGCCCGAACCGCACUGAGCGUGCUGAGCGCGAGGUUGACGUCAUCGAGGAGGACCGUCGCUCCCGCUACGCUCCCGCUGGCUUUGUGGCCGGCGCCGGCCGCAGCAGCCAAGCCGACCUCCUCGAAGUUGACCGUCGGACCGAGCGUCUGUACAUUCCCGAGCGCCCCCGCUCGGCCUUUGACCCUUCACCGCGAAGUGCUACCUAUGUUGAACGCCAAGUCAUCGAGCGCGAGCGCGAGCCUAGGGACCGAGAUGAGCAUUACACCAAGGUCGAUCGCGUCGAAUAUCGCGACGACAGGGCCCGAGGCGGCGCCGUCAUCGAGCGCGAGCGCGAGAGGGUUGUAGAGCGCGACGAUGAUUACUAUCAAGAGCGCGACCGCGACCACAACCGUGAUCGCGACCGGUCGAGGGUCGUCUAUGAGUCGACCAAGGAGGUCGAGCGCGAAGCUUUCUCUCCGCGGUCGCCCCGUGAUUGGGACCGCCGCUCGUACUGGGAUGACAAGGAUGCCGAUGUACGCAUCGAAAAGAGAAUCGAGCGCCGCGACGACGGUGAAAUCAGGGUGGAGCGUCGCGUCGAAGAGCGCCGUGACGAAGGCCCUGCCGAGAUCGAGCGCUGGCGCAAGGAGACCGAGUACUACGAGCCCGCCAGAGAAUCGGCACCCAUCGUGAUUCGCCAACGCGCCCCCGAGCAGCAGAAGAUCAUCGUCCAGGAAGCCCCUGCUCCUCCGCCCCUCGUCAUUCGGGAGCCGGCCGAGGUUCGCGAGGUUGCUGUUGCAAGCCGUCCGUCGCGUGAUGAGGAGUACUAUUACCACCGUGAGUCCCGCGAGGUUGGCCCUUACCGAGGAGAACGCCGCGAGGAAGAAGUCGCAAUCGAGCGCUACGACGAUGGCCGCCGGCAUCAUCACCACCACCAUCGCCACGGCAGCGAGGGCGAGUCGGAUGAUGGCUACUAUGUCAAGCGAACAGUCGUCCGGCGUGAGCGCAGCGAGUCGGGAAGCCCCCACCGGAAGCGCCACAUAGCCGAAGGCGCCCUAGCUGGAGCUGGUCUGUCCGCGAUCCUGGCAUCCCGACGUAACAACCAGGGCGAGCUCCCAGAGCAUCGUGGCCGCAAGGUUCUCGCGGGCGCUGCCAUUGGAGCGCUCGGCACCGAGGUCGUCAGACGGGCACACAGCGCCUAUCAAGAGCGCUAUGGCGACGAAGAACGUGGCCGCUCUCGGUCGCGCUCUCGGCCGGCGCAUUCCCGGAUCAAGACCGGUCUAGGCAUCGCGGCUGUGGCCCUGGCAGCUGCCGGCGCGGCCAAGUACUACCAGAGCCAGAAGAUUGAGAAGGAGGAGCUGAGCCGCGGUCGUAGUCUUCAUCGAUACAGCGAUGACGAAGGGUCUCGCAGCCCCAAGCGCUCAAAGAGCCGCGCCGCAUCGAUGGCCAAGGCUGCCGUCGGAACGGCGGCCCUGACUGGCCUGGUGCAGCACUACCGCCACAAGAGUAAAUCGCGCGACGGCAAGGACCGGUCUCGCUCACGGCUGCGCACCGGCGCCGAGAUUGUAGCGGCGGGCCUGGCAGGCGCCGGCGCCAAGAAUCUAUGGGACCGGCACAAGGAAAAGAAGGAGCGCGAGAAGGAGGGUGAUCGGCGGGAACGCGAUCUCAGCGACGCCGAUGACUACGAGUCUGAUUAUCACGCCCCACGCAGCAGAAGCAUGGUUGAGUACGGGGCACAACCCCUGUACAGAGAAGCCCCUUACCCGACGCACACGGACAGGGACGGCGAUGCAGGGUAUAACUCGGCUGCCGACGAGGCGAGGAGGAGGAGUCGGCGCCGAAAGGGCAAGGACAAUGCGAGAUCGAGAGGCGACUACUCGGGCGACAGCGGCGUCGAAAGUGAUCGUGAAAAUAGGGUAGAAAAGAAACGUAGCGGGAGCAGGCUUAGGAACAUGGCUGCUGGUGCCGCCGCCGCGGGUGCCGCAGCCUUUGGCUUGAAGAAGUAUAGUGACAAGAAGGAAAAGGACAAGAAGGAGGAGAGGGACAAGGACCGUGACCGUAAGGAUAAGCACCGUGAGAAAGACCGGGACAGGGACAGGGACAGGGACAGGGACAGAGAUAGGGAUAGAGAUCGUGACCGCGAUCUUGAUCGGGAUCGUGAACUGGAAAGGGAGAGAGAAAGGGAACUGGGGAGGGAACGGGACCGGCGCCGCUUUGAGGGCGAGGCUUCAACAGACCCCGACGGCGGCUUGUACACGCCUCGGACGCCGUCGCCUCCUAACGCGUCCGGUGGCUACUUCUCGCCUCAUAUGCCUCCCUCAACCGGGUUUACCCAGCACCCCAAUGUUGCUGCCACAAACAUUGACCAGCAAUAUCGGCCAUAUCCCUACAACCCUCAAGACUAUGCUGGGUAUCCUCCGCCGCCACCGGGGCCGCCUCCCAACUCGGCCGCAACAACCGGCGGCGAGCCGCCAGGCGUGCCACUACCGCCGGGCCCACCGCCGCCGGGCGUGCCUCCAACAUAUAACGGACCUCCACCGCCGGGCGCGCCCCCAACGUAUAACGGACCUCCACCGCCGGGCACAAUAUCACAAGGGAUGCCGCCUCCGACAACUCCAACGGGUCCUGAACAUGUGAGUGAAGCUUCUCAUGUCGGUCCUUCAAUUUCCCAGCCAGAAGCUGCCGCGCGCCCUGACGACGACAGCAAGAAGGAUGGUGUAACUCCAUCAUCCCCCCGUGGCCGGUCUACAACGUCUACCGCCGACCAACCACCAGACACUCCUCGCGGACGGUCUGUCGUGUUCAUCCCCUUGUCUCCCAAAUCUUUCACAACUCUUCGGCGCCAUCGCGAAGAGCAAGAGGCAGCCAGGUCCGGAAACGAGGACGAACCUGAUGACAAUGACGACGGAAGCAGCGACGACAACGGCCCGCCUCGUGACCGUGGUAAGGGUGUUGCCCAUGGCGCGAGAAUCGACAGCCCUCGUCGCGAAGCUAGCCGCACCGCUACCGCGGACGAAAGUGCACCUCGGCGCCGCCGGAAUUCUGAGCCCCCCUCUAGUUCUAGACGACCGCCCCCACCAGCCUCGAGCCGUGCCCGUGACAAAGACAGUCUAGACACAGACAACGAAAGCGUCGUAGAAAAUCUGCCAGACCGUUUUGACUCGCAAGGACAGCCUAUAGCCGGGGGGCGCGGUCCAGUACACAGCCGACGAGGUGACUUUGAGUACCGAAGCCCCCGAGGCAGUAACGGAACCAGCUUACAUGGCGAGUGGGGCGUAUCUGGGACAGAUCACGAGGCGGUGGACCGCAUCGUUAGAAACGUGACGGGCGUGCUGGAAGGGCGUAGUGGCUGGCUGGGACUGAUCGGCGGCAUCUUGAGCGGCACCCUUUUGCAACCCGGAGCAGGGGCGGAAGAAGAGGGUCAGGGAAGGAUUUCUGAUCAGGGACGCGGGGGCGACAGGGAUCGCGACGAUGACAGGAGGCGCAGGGGUGGCGAGGACGAAAGCGACGACACUAGGAGCCGGCGACGUAAAGGCGAAGAUGACGAAAAAACUCACCGCAGCCAUCGUAGUAGUCGUCAUCGCAGAGAAGAUGGCGAUGACGAAGAUGACUAUGACCAGCGCAAGAGUUCAAGUCGACGUCGCCGGGACGAUGAAGACGACGACAGACGCAGCAGCACUGGCCGGCGGCGCAGAGAUGAUGACUCUGAUUCUGAUGUGCGUGAAAGCACGAGUAGGCGACGUCGCAAAGACGACGAAGGAGGUAGGGACAGGGACAGAGACAGAGACAGAGAUAGGGACAGAGGUUGGGACAGAGAUCGGGAUAGGGAUAAGGAUAGGGACAAGAGUAGGAAUAGGGAUAAGGAUAGGGACAGGGAAAGGGCCAGGGACAGGAGCAAAGAUCGGGAUAGUAAAAGCGACAGGGACAAGGACAGCGAUCGGGAAAGAGACGAGGAACGGGGCAAGAGCAGCCGCCAUCGCAGAGACGACGAGCGCGGCGAGAGCAGCAGGCCCCCGGAAACCAAACGGGCCCGCGCUCGCGACCGUGACGACGACUCGCAAGACGACGACUACUACGAUGACCGGAAACGCAGGCGCCGCGAGACGGAGCAUCGCAGGCGCGACAGGGACAGAGACAGCGACUAG